Mesorhabditis belari is the source of this 1035-nucleotide messenger RNA. The record is from the annotation of a GenBank genome assembly. Lineage: Eukaryota; Metazoa; Nematoda; Chromadorea; Rhabditida; Rhabditidae.
AUGUCUCUUUCGACAAAUGAAACCACAAAUGCGACGACGUCGAUUUCGUCUCUCUGCAUUACAACUCAAACAAUCUCUGAUUUUGAGGGUUUUAUUGGUGGUCUUAUCGUUCAUCUUCCCUAUUAUUUCCUCUUCUACUCGAUUAUUGUUCAAUGGAAGGCUUUUCAUCCAUUUUUUGGAUUAACCUUUGGCGCUUUUCUUCUCUCAUAUAUUGUCAUCGGGAUUCUCAUUCAAUUGGUGUUAUUGUUCAAAUAUUUGGCACUUUCCGAUGGAGCACUGUUUCUCUUCAUCACAGACGCAACCGAUUUCAUGUACUAUUUCAUUCUUCCAAUCAAUCUCAUUUGUGCUCUUGAACGACUUUUUGCAACGAUUUUCUAUCGAAAAUAUGAGAAAAUGAGGCCAUACACAGCUGUGCUCAUUGCGUGGCUUUUAGCGAUUGGUUUUGGAACGUUGCUGAUAGCGAACGAAAAUAACUCAAACGGUUUCAUGUCUCGUUUCGUGCAAUUCGCAAUGUACGCUGGCUCGAUGAUUUCGGCUUUGAUUUGCAUCGGCGUCAUUCUCACCAACAUCUACAUGACAAAAAGGUUGAGCGGCGGAAAAGGAAAACAUCCACUCACUGCACGAUAUCAACUUGCUGAAAACAUUAAAGCUGUUCGGAUCAUUCUCCCAUUCAUCUUCAUUGACAAUUUGAUCACAUUUCUCGAGCUUUCCUGGACCGUUCUCUAUCAAACAUCAGCUACUUACAAUGCUGAUCUUUGUCAGAAAGAUCCCAAUACUUACAUAUGGCUCUUCUUGGCACUCAUCUUUAUCCGUCAUCUAAUGGUUGUCUCAAUCCCGCCCAUCAUCUUCUUCAACAGCAAAACUCUGCGAAAGCCAGUGAUAAAAUUGUAUUAUCGAUGGUUGUCCCCUACAAAGGGUCGUAUCUAUUCAAGUGAUUCGAUAAAAAGAAGAAAAGAAUUCCGAAAUGUAAUCGGAGAGAAAGUGAUAUUCGCCCAAUCACAAGAUCUUUACUUUGCACAAUUGGCUGCUAGUUGG